AUGGAAGAAGUAAGGCUACAUGGAUUUUGGCCAAGCCCUUAUGUGUACAGAGUGAUAUGGGCACUGAAGCUGAAGGGUGUUCAAUAUGAGUACAUAGAAGAAGACCUCUCCAAUAAAAGCCAGGCUCUUUUACAGUACAAUCCAGCUCACAAGAAGGUCCCUGUGCUUGUUCAUGGCGGCAAACCAGUUGCAGAAUCACUGAUUAUCCUAGAAUACAUCGAAGAAACAUGGAGUCAGAACCCUUUGCUGCCUGCAGAUCCUCAUGAGAGAGCCAUGGCUCGAUUCUGGAUUGAUUUUGGACAGCAAAAGUGUCGCACAUUUUUCUCAUUCUAUCUGGCUACUGAAGAGGAUAAAGAAAAGGAAACAAAAGAAGUACUGGAGAUUCUGAAAAUUAUUCAAGAUCAGGCUCUAGGAGAUAAGAAAUUUUUUGGUGGCAAUAAAAUUGGAUUAUUGGACUUAUCAUUUGGCUGGCUUGCUCAUUGGUUUGAAUGCACACAAGAAGUUGUGGGCAUACAAAUUCUGGAACAUAGUAUUUUGCCUCGAUUAUAUGAAUGGACUGUGAAUUUUAAGGAAGAACCAGUGAUUAAGGAAAAUCUACCAGACAGCAGCAAGUUGCUGACACAUUUUAGAUGGCUUAAAGAAAAGUUUUCAUCACCAAAUCCUAAGUGA
This is a messenger RNA of Fraxinus pennsylvanica, 669 nucleotides long. The record is from the annotation of a GenBank genome assembly. NCBI's taxonomy places the organism in Eukaryota, Viridiplantae, Streptophyta, Magnoliopsida, Lamiales, Oleaceae.